AGUGUCUCACUUCAGAGUUUGGCAAACUGUCUUGCUCAACCCUUCUCUUCAAGAAAUGCAGGAAGACAAAGUAGUGAUGGGGUGAUAUAGUUUUAACACAUGACAGAAUAUGAGGAAGAAAAUGAAAGUGUUUUUUUUGUAAAGGCUGCAACAACAAAUACGCAAAGUGUGUGUAUGGGAACUGCUGAAUCAUGGCCUGAACCUCUGAUGGAUCACCUGAGGCGAGCCAUGAGUCAGCCAGAGGAGCACAGCUGAAGGCAAUUCACCUGUGCUGCCAGAAGGGGUGGAGCCUGGCUGCACCUCUCCUAGACCCAUUGAAGAGCUGACUGCCAGCAGGGAAGGAUCUCUUCUGGAGAUCUGCUCCACUGGGCUUUAGUAAGCAAGCUCAGGAUAUGGAUGGUGUGGUAGCUGAAAUUGAGAGAAAGAUUACAGAAGCUUUUGAGGCAUUUGAUCACGAAGGAAGUGAAACUGUGGAUGUCAGAGAGAUUGGUUCAAUUGUCAGGUCACUUGGUUGUUUCCCGACUGAGGCAGAGCUACAUGAACUGCUUGCAAAGGUAGAAGAAGAACCACCAACUGGAUAUGUUCAUCUAGAAAAAUUUCUUCCAGUGAUGACAAAAGUAUUACUGGACAGAAGCUACAGGCCUAUUCCAGAAGAUGUUCUUCUACAUGCGUUUGAGGCUUUAGAUGAGAAUAAAAGUGGAUACGUUACUAAAGAGGAUCUGGUGAAACAUAUGACUGAAGAAGGUGAACCGUUUACUGAGGAAGAAAUGGAAGAGAUGCUCUCCAGUGCUCUAGAUCCAGAAACAAAUGCAGUUCAUUACAGAGACUACAUUCCAAUGAUGAUAGUAGAUGAAACUGAUCAUCUUCCACAGUAGACUCUGAGGUGCCUUUUGGUAACAGCAAUGUAGCUUAGCAGUUGGUUGAAAUUCCAAGUAUAACAAAACACAGUGUGUGACCUUGUGCUUAUAAUUAAAUUCAAAUCUGUGUAGUUAUA
Molecule: messenger RNA, 994 nt
Organism: Tympanuchus pallidicinctus (lesser prairie-chicken)
Lineage: Eukaryota; Metazoa; Chordata; Aves; Galliformes; Phasianidae
Gene: EFCAB2
Product: EF-hand calcium binding domain 2
Exons: 7
Coding region: 393-875 (160 amino acids)
Molecular function (GO): calcium ion binding
Source: RefSeq, a predicted model, not a curated record